UUUGUCCCUGUUGGCUUUCCGUCGUGCCGAAGACAAGCUACCUCCGAGCAAGCGGACGCUAACAUUUUGUAAUCUAAACAGGAGAAAGUAGCCUUCGGUAACUUUUUAUAAACAUCGUUGCUCUUCCACACAAGUGUUCCAGCUUGUUACUAAACAACGCGAGCCAGCCACCGCGACUUGUCCUCACCUAGCUGCUCCUUUCAUCAGUUCCGGUUUCCUCCAUGGCAUCGACGGCCACCAUCAUGGUCCCCACCACCGCCUCACGCUUCGCCCUGCUUCAAAUCGACUCCGACUCCGACUCGGACGUCUCAGAACCGGGGAAGACCGCCAGCAAAUCCGGGCGCAACUCCUCUGGGAAGCCGCGUUCGGACAAGAGCGGGGGAGGCAAGACUUCUCAAGGGAACGAGAAGAAGAAGGACAAGAAGAAGAAGAGGAAGGAGCAGCAGCAGAGUGAAGCCCAUGAGCUACGCAAUCUGGCCUUCAAGAAGAUCCCACAGAAGUCCCAAGGCCCACCCCUGUCAAUGACCUUGUCAGGAAUCGCCACCGAGCUCCUCAGUCCCUCACCGGUGGAACAAGGCAGUGUUCCGUCACAGGGCUGGCAACAGUGGAAGCAACGAGACGAGCAGAUCACCAGUGAGCUUUACGAGGCCGACUUAGAAAAGGCCUUGAUUCUAAGCAAGCUGGAGUUCGAGCAACAAAAAAAACAGAGCAUCAACAACAACACGUCCUCGCCAAAGUCUCGAGGUGGCAAAGAGGGCGGAGGCAAGAAGGACAAAAAGAAGAAUCUGCAGACCAAAGACAAAAAGACGGUCUCUCUGCAGGACUUCCAGGCUGAAGGCAGCGGAGAACCUUUGAGUCGAAGACAAGAGAAAGAGGAAGCCACGUCAGCUCCGGGACUGGGCCAGGAGGAGCGUUUUUUUAACAAACUGACAGACGACGUGACUCGAAUAAUCCAACGGGAGAAGAGGCGAGAGCAAUACAGCGGCGGACACGAGGGUGAUGCCUCAGCAGAACAUGAGCCGGACCCUCGAGCGGAGCAGCUGAAGUACGAGCUGGAGAAGAAGGACAAAGAGAUCCAGGAGCUAAAGAAGACCAUCACACAGUGGGAGGUGAAAUACAAAGAAGUGAAAGCGAGAAACGGACAGCUUCUUAAGAUGCUCCAGCAAGGAGAGAUGAAAGACAAAGCGGAGAUCCUGCUACAGGUGGAGGAGCUGCUGCACAUCAAAGAGGAGCUCUCGUCACAGGUGACUCUACUACACGCCGCACUGGAACAAGAGCGAUCCAAGCUCAAAGGUCUGCAGUCGGAGCAGCCCAAACAUCAGGGAAACAAGAGAGGGAAGAAAGGUUCCGAGGCUGAUCUCGGAUAACAAUGCAAACGAAGGCGCUCUUGUCGUUUCUUUUGUUUUGUUGUUUUAUGUCAUGUUGGACUGCGUGCAUGCCCCCCGUCUGAACACACACACACACA
Molecule: messenger RNA, 1465 nt
Organism: Nerophis lumbriciformis (worm pipefish)
Lineage: Eukaryota; Metazoa; Chordata; Actinopteri; Syngnathiformes; Syngnathidae
Gene: gkap1
Product: G kinase anchoring protein 1
Biological process (GO): signal transduction
Cellular component (GO): Golgi apparatus
Source: RefSeq, a predicted model, not a curated record